Messenger RNA from Diachasma alloeum, 3462 nucleotides. Its product is annotated as putative RNA-binding protein Luc7-like 1. Lineage: Eukaryota; Metazoa; Arthropoda; Insecta; Hymenoptera; Braconidae. Gene Ontology annotation, cellular component: U2-type prespliceosome; U1 snRNP. The record is from RefSeq and is a predicted model, not a curated record. Gene Ontology annotation, biological process: mRNA splice site recognition. The coding region runs from base 1940 to 2779 and encodes 279 amino acids. The transcript has 4 exons. Gene Ontology annotation, molecular function: mRNA binding.
AUAACAAAUUUCAAGUGAAAUACUCCGAUCCGAAGGUCUGCAAGAGCUUCCUCUUGGCAUGCUGUCCACAUGAGAUAUUAUCAUCCACUUUCUUAUUUCCAGAGGUGUCUGGAAAAACCAAUUCCAAUAGAGAAACCAUUCGAGAAUAAUGUCCUCUCUUAUGUCGUACUUGUCUCUCGCACACACGCGUUAACCUGUAAGUACUGAAAAAAAAACAAAAAAAAACAAAACAAAUGAAAAGUAAUGAAAACCGAGAGAUAAAAGGACGUACGUAUGUUACUUCACAUAUAACAUUACUUGUUUUUACUAUAACCGUUUUUUGAAGUAUUUUUCAUGAUAUGAAAGCAAUUGGUAGAGGCCCUGAUCAGUCUUAUCCUUCUCAUAAUUUGCCAUUGCCGUACAUAUUACUUGUGAAGAAGAGAGAACAUUCUUCAGGGGUAUAUUUAUGCGGUAAUGAUUAUUAAGGGGCCUGAUGAUUAGCCAUCGACGUCAUCAUUGAUAUUUUGCAAAUUCAAUAUGGAAAUGUGAGCAUCAAAAUUCCGCAGUGAAGUCAAUCCUUUUAAUUAUUCAAUUAUCUUGGUAACGAGGAAAAUUUCAAGGCAUUUUUUGUAGAAAGUGUCAACACUUUGCUCUAAAUUCACUCAUUAUUGAGAUACGUAAUUCACUGUUUGAGAGAAAAAAUGAUAGCUGAGUUGCAACGAUUAAAAUCUUCACUGCUGAAUUAAUUGUCAAGGAUAAUGGUAUGUACCCAUCCAGUCCCCUUAAAAUUUUGAUGGUCAUACGGAUUGACAUGGAUGAGAGGUACACCAAAGAGUUGAAUAAAACUAUCACAAACAUUAAUAGCGCUUUGGUAAGUAGCGUAACUGAUUUAAUGCGAUAAUAAAUGAAAUAUGAAGUUGAAGUUUAACGACAGAAGGCUGUCACAUUAACGAAUCAUAAUAAUCGACUUCGUUAUAAUUCGUGAGUAUGAACAAAGAAAUGAAAGAAAGAAAAAGAAUGCAUAAUUAGUCACACCCCGAAGGUACGCAGCCAUACGCAGAUACUCUGUAAGUAAAGCACUCUGAAAAUGUCUUUCACUUUACAAGAGAUUGAGAGAAAAUCUAUUGCAAUGAAUUAUGGAUAACUAUCUCCUUGUGCAUGAAAAUCGCGGAUUACAAAUUAAUCUGCAAUUCAAUAACCAUUCGAAUAAUUUUUUCAACGAUCAUUCGUCACUUUAAUCAGAAUUAAAGUGACUCGACUCACGAAAAUAGUUGGAUUCAAAAAUAUUGAAUGUUUGGAAUGUGAACGAUCAUCCAGGAUCGUGUGAAAAUUCAUCACAGGAUGUACGUAUUACGAUUGAAAUAAAUUAAAAUUAUAAAUUGUUAAUUCAGAUAACGACAUUUGAAAUUUGAAUUUUGGUAUUCUCAAAAUUAUUAGAUCCAAUUUUUGGGGAUAAAUAAUUUAAUAGAAUAAUUAGGUUGUAAGUUGUUGCCAUUUGAAACAUGAAAUAUAAUGUGACGAAGCCUUAAGGUGUGUAUGCUGAUUUGUAGCAUCAUUACCCAUCGCAUUCGCGCGUCAGGCGGAGAGGUGUUGCCACUCUGUAAGUCAAAACCAACAGAAUAUUGUAUCUACCUAUAUAGAAAUAAAACCUUCCAUCGCCGAAGAUGAAAAAAAAUCUAUAAAUAUGAAGAAUCAUUCCAUCUGCAGAAGAGCCUUUCUCACAUAAUUGAUUCAACAAAUUUGAGCGUGAAAUUAUGGGUGGCUGAGUGAAUGGCUGUGUGAGUGGGAGUGUACGAAGUGAAAAUAAAUAAAUAAUCAUAAAAGGAUCAUGAAUUAAGAUUGAUUGAUAUUUCUGAAUGAGGGGCCAGGAAUAUUCAUAUUUUAUCAGAAAACUAAAUGAUUUCUUGAGAAUCAACGUAAUUCGAUCUCUAUUUCAAUUGAUAUUGUCUAAUGUUCUUUUAUGAUUUGUCAAUCGCAGCGCAUGGACCUGGGAGAAUGCCCCCAGAUUCACGAUUUAGCCUUACGGGCUGACUAUGAGGCAGCACAGAAGAAGAAGGAUCACUUUUACGAUAUUGAUGCAAUGGAACAUCUCCAGAAUUUCAUUGCCGACUGUGAUCGACGUACAGAACAAGCAAAGCAACGUCUAGCAGAAACUCAAGAGGAAUUGAGCGCCGAGGUUGCAGCUAAAGCAAACAGCGUUCAUGUACUUGCCGAGGAAAUUGGAAAGAAAUUGGCAAAAGCUGAGCAGCUCGGUGAAGAGGGCUUUGUCGAGGAAUCCAUGAAGCUCAUGGGUGAAAUUGAUGAGCUGCGAAAGCGUAAAAAUGAAGCUGAACAGGAAUAUCGAAACAGUAUGCCAGCCUCGAGCUAUCAGCAGCAAAAGCUUCGUGUUUGUGAAGUAUGCAGCGCCUAUCUUGGCAUUCACGACAAUGACAGGCGUUUGGCGGAUCAUUUUGGUGGCAAAUUGCAUCUGGGAUUUAUCAAGAUACGUGAGAAAUUAGCUGACUUGGAGAAGACUGUUGAGGAAAGACGUAGGGAGAAACGGGAGUCCAUGAUGGACAGGGAUAGACACCGUGACAGGGACGAUCGUGAUCGCCGAGACUCGAGGGAAAGAGGUCGCGGAUUGGGGUACAGGGAGCGCGAGCGUGAUCGUGAUCGCGACCGUGAUCGCAGGGACAGGGAUAGGAGGCGCUCACGAUCACGCAGCCGCAGUCGUGGGAAGAGAUCCAGACGUUCACGCAGCAACAGCCGCAGUCGUCGCUCUCGCUCACGACGAAGUGGAUCAAACGAUCGUAAACGAUAAUUCAUCAGCCCCUCCACAGGACGAGGUAAGACUUUACGACAGCGACCAGACGUUACGAAGACGUGACACAACAGUUUUGAGGAAAGAGAAAAGAAACUUCAAGCGCCCAGGCUCACCAUGCACGUGCAAAUGUAAUGUAAGCUCAUAGAACAUCAAAUUGUCCUCUUUUAUUUACAAUUAUUUUAAAUUCAUUAUUCCAUUCAAUUACUCAUACCUGUAUUUGAAUGAAAAAUUCAAGACAUCGGAAUUUUAGCAGCACACUGCUGCCUCUUGCCACGCAUUGGUAAUUAAUCAUUCUACCUUUUUUUUUUUUAAUCCAAUGUUUUCGUACUUGAAUAUUUAAAUUUCAAAAUCAGUGUUUAAUCUCCAGUUAUAUUUAUAAUUGAUCACAUGAAUUGAAUAAAUACGAUUUUGGAAAUUUCCUAGAUUUGUUCAGUAAGUCUCGGGUUAUUUCGUCUUUUAUGUAAAUAAAUUCUUCUCGAUUAAUUUUUCUUUUGGGAGCAGCCCAACAACAAUCGAUCAUAAAUCACUCGACAAUUUCUCAUAUCUCAUGGAUAAUCUUUUUUUGUUUUGCUUUUUUAUAGUUAAUUAUAUUAGCUCUAGCCCAAUGUCUGUUAUUGUGUAAACCUUCAUCAUCGAUGAAUUAAUUAAUAAAGGCAUUCCAUAACAAGAAUAUAAAUUUA